This is a messenger RNA of Paraphaeosphaeria sporulosa, 2219 nucleotides long. Its product is annotated as nucleolar GTP-binding protein 2. Gene Ontology annotation, molecular function: GTPase activity; GTP binding. The transcript has 2 exons. Gene Ontology annotation, cellular component: cytosol. Lineage: Eukaryota; Fungi; Ascomycota; Dothideomycetes; Pleosporales; Didymosphaeriaceae. The record is from RefSeq and is a predicted model, not a curated record. Gene Ontology annotation, biological process: ribosomal subunit export from nucleus. Bases 63 to 2087 code for a protein of 674 amino acids.
CCCAACUCUCCCAACGCACUCAAACACACAUCAACACACGACCCACAGCACCAGUCGCAACCAUGGUGCUCGCAAAGUCAAAGAAGAGCGUGGGGCUGGGCAACAGCCUCAUGAACGACCGCUUCGGCAAGGGCAAGGGUGCCGACAUGCGCAAGGGCAACUUCCAGGGCGGCAUCGAGCGGACAGGACAGAAUGGAGAGAGGUACAUCACAAACGACAAGAAGGAGGCUGCGUGGGUCAAGAUGCGCUCUGUGACGGAGCAGAACGACCUCGACGAGUUCCUUUCCACCGCCGAGCUCGCCGGCACCGACUUCACCGCCGAGAAGCUGAACAACGUCAAGAUCAUCCACCGCGACCAGAAGAACCCCUAUCUGCUCUCCGCAGAUGAAGAGCGCACCGCCGUGCGGAAACACAGAGAGAACAAGGAAAAGCUGAGCGUACCGAGGAGGCCUCACUGGGACGAGAAGACAACCCCCCAGCAACUGGACACACGAGAGCGCGAGUCGCUGCUGCAGUGGCGGAGAGGGCUGGCCGAGCUGCAGGAGAACAACGAUCUUCUUAUGACGCCGUUUGAGCGAAACCUCGAGGUCUGGAGGCAGCUGUGGCGCGUUAUCGAGAGGUCCGACUUGGUCGUGCAAAUCGUAGAUGCGCGAAAUCCGCUGCUGUUCCGAAGCGAGGACCUGGAGACGUACGUGAAGGAGGUGGACCCGAAGAAGAACAACUUGCUGCUAGUCAACAAGGCAGACAUGAUGACCUUGGACCAGCGUAAAGCUUGGGCAGACUACUUCGUGGACAAGGGCAUCAACUACAAGUUCUUCUCUGCGGAGCUGGCCAAAGAGAUGAACGCAGCUAGAGAUGGACUUGACCGAAGCGAUGAGGAAGAGGAGGAUUCUGACGCCUCUGACGAUUCUGAUGAUUAUGCCGACGAGGACGACGUGGAGGAGGAAAUCGACCCUGAAGGUGAUGAUCUUGCAAAAGAAGCCAAGAAGAUUGAACUUCAGGACAAAAAGGAAGAAGAGGCAAAGCGGGUCGACGAGGAAACCGUCCCAGGUUCAUCUGGUGAUGUUCCUUUGUCCGACGACGAGGAGCGGAUACGCAUCCUGACAACCGACGAGCUUGAGGCGCUUUUCCUGGAACACGCGCCAGAUGUCGACACAGGCCCGGACGGUGCGCGACGUAAGACACAGAUCGGUCUCGUGGGUUACCCUAACGUCGGAAAGUCCUCCACCAUCAACGCCCUCAUCGGCGCAAAGAAGGUGUCGGUUUCUGCGACUCCUGGUAAAACAAAGCACUUCCAGACCAUACACCUCAGCGACCAGGUCAUCCUCUGCGAUUGCCCUGGUCUCGUCUUCCCCAACUUUGCGACAACCAAGGGCGAGCUCGUCUGUGCAGGUGUUCUCCCGAUUGACCAGCUGCGCGAGUACACUGGGCCGGCAGGCUUAGUCGCACAGCGCGUCCCCAAACCCUUCCUCGAAGCCAUCUACGGAAUGAAGAUUGAAAUCCGACCGCGUGAAGAAGGCGGUACCGGUGUCCCGACUUCGGAAGAGAUUCUCCGUGCCUACGCCAUCGCAAGAGGGUUCCAGACGCAGGGCUUAGGACAGCCAGACGAGUCGCGUGCAGCACGUUACAUUCUCAAGGACUACGUAAAGGGCAAGUUGCUCUACGUCCAUCCCCCACCGACCGAGCCCCCAACCGACGCCAGACAAUUCAAUCGCGAACUCUACGACAUCAACCACCUCCCCGAGAAGCGCCGCCGCCACCUCGCCGCCGCGGCUGCCACUUCGCUCGCCGACAACGAAGACCCUUCCGAGAUGGACGAGGACCUCGACAUUGACAUGGCUCCGCUCACAGGUGAGAAGGGGUCAAGGCUAGACAAGACGUUCUUCGGCGCGAACCGCACCGGGCACGUGUCACGGCCGUUCCACUACCAGUACAGCGAGCAGGGUAAGCAGCUCAGCGGGAGGAAACUGAAGGCUGUGACGGCGAUGGAGAAGGGUGUGGAUGUUAGCGAGCUACAGACGAGCAGCAAGAAGCACUUCAAAGCGAAUAAGCGGAGGGCGAAGAAGGUUAGAGAAGAGUAUGAGUAGAUCGAGCAUAGCUAUGACGAUCGAUUUCGUGCAGGACAGGCGCUGGAGGGGUUGUUUUCUUGAUUCCAGGGCUGACGUACUUCGGAGGUCACUAUAUUGAUGACCCUGAAUCAUAAAUGCAAAAAUCGUAUC